AUGGAUCGACUGCAGCCGGCCAUGUAUGGCUCCUCAGCUAUGCGCUCCUUCUCCGCUGGGUCUUACGGAUCAGAUGGCUCCGCUUCGUCGUCACACACAGCCCAAGACGCAGUUCACACCCCGUCGACGAGCCCUUCCCUUUCUGAUAGGGGCGCUUCAUCCUCAGAUUCUGCCAAAUGGGCAACAAGUCCUCACGCACACCAACUCUCGUCUCCUGAUCCCGCAGCCGGCUCUGGACAACAAGGCCUUUCGCCACUAGAGCUCCUCGUCAAAAGGGGCAAACAGGUACAGCACGAAAUUCUCGAACCUAUAGCUGACUCCACGCACGACGCAGCAAAUCAUCCCAUCUUCGAGCGUGCUUCAGCCCUUUCACGCAAAACAUCAGUCCGCAAGCCGCCAAUUCAGCCAUCACCUGACCCAGAUGACUUUGAUGACACUCGCAGCAUUCGCAGUGUCAACUUGCUCUCUGAAGACGGAUCCAGCUUCUCGCGCAGUGCUCGCGGCUCGGCACCUUCCUCAUCCUCAAUUCCACCCAACCCGCAAUCAUCAAACAGCUCCUUCUCGGUACAGCGUGGAUACAAAGCGUCCUACGAUGACAGCAGCGAUUCCUACCUGCCGACAGAAACAGACAAUAGCUGGCAGAGACAGUCGUCGCACCUUCUCAGCAAUGCGUUUCGUAGCUCCAUUGCCUCGGACAUCUCCUUCAACUCGAUCACUGGUGAUGCGCUCGACUCUUCGCUCUCUCGCAGAGCGUCAAUAGAUACCGUUCGCAGUUCAGAGUUUGGCGAAGAUGGCAGGUGGGGCCGAGCCUGGGCAAAUCGCGCUGAUGAUGAAGAGAGCGCAUAUGCUGAAAGCACUUAUGGCGAUAUCUACGACGAUCACAAUGAUGGCGACCUCAAUGGUGAUGAAUCAAGUCUAAUGAAUUACAGCAUCGACUUGGAUCCCAGCCGGGGACCGCUGGCAUCGCAUGGUGGUCUUUCUUCGGUAGCCAAGCAGUGGAAGCUGGAUCAGGCGUCGUCCUCAGCAUUAUCGCGGCACAGUCCAAAUUCAAGCUCGUCUAGUUCUGCCCCCGUUCCCGCCAUCCGUGAGGUGCAAAGCAAAGAGAAGAUCGUUAGUCUCAUUCGAUCCGCACCACCUCCCACGUCAACGACGACGGCACAUCUUCAGCAGCCCUCACUAUCUUAUGGGCAUGCCGACCCUCGACAUAGCUACGUCCCGCAGAUUGAGACUCAGGACUACGAUGCCGAGCACGCACAGCAGCUGUCUGACCGAACACCGAUGGCCUCUGCGGAUCGCUACCUUGGCCAUCGCAACACGUCAUCGACAUCAACAAUCACAGGUAGCAACACAAACAGCCCGCCGACCGCCCGAGUCUAUGUGUACCCACCGAGCCCUUCAGGUUCAGAAGCGUCAAGGGUCAGCGGCGGCGAACACUGCAACUCCAUGCCGAAUCGUACAAGUCAGCAGCGAUACGCCUCUAUGCCUCAUGCUACUUCGGCUCAGAUCGAAACCGUUGAAUCUUUGCCGCAGGACAACGCGCAACGCACACCAUUGGCGCCAUCCAGUCUGUUGUCUAACCCACGCAGUGCGUCUGCUGGUGCACUUGGGUCACAUCAACCAAGAUCUUCAGGACAUCCUGCAGGACGUGCUCCUCCACCGCCUCCACCGCCGGGAGCUGGAACUCCAGGCAGUGAGCUAGGAUACUCCGACCCGAAUCAAUACUUCCAUGGAAUAGACAGACCUAUCAUCGGUCGAAAUCGUGCUGAAGCGAUCAAACGAGCGGAUGGAAGGGAAAGCAUGGUCUCUGAUCUCGACGUCGAAACACUUCGCUUGGAUGGAAGCAGUCGUCGUGACAGUACCAGCACCAUUGGUAGUGUUAUGACUUCGCGCAUGUCGGUCGGCAGUGUCCAUCACAGCCCACUCGCUCUGCAGUCCAACGCAUCCUGGCAAGACCAAUCAGUGCCAAACGUGCCACAAGCCGCCUCGCCAAGAUCCCAACAGCAACCGUCGAUACAGGCAAAAGCAUCGCAAGCCUCUUUCCGAUCUCUGCAACCUGUGCAGGGCACAGUCAGCAACUCUAACUUCGGAACUCAAGACACGCCCACCACGGGUCGUCCGCCCAUGCUACGCAACGCCAAAUCAAGCAACGCCCUCCCUUCUACAACCACUGCUGCAGGUUCUGUAGGCAUGCAAGCCACUGCCUCUGCCCCUCCUGUCGGUCUUGGUCUCAAUCCCAACCCUUCCAUCCCGAAACCCCGCCCUUCUGCCUCUCCGGCCGUCGACACGCGCACAGGCCCCACUUCGGCAGAAGACUUCCUAUCCCAAGGAAUCACCUAUCACGAACAAGGAGACCUAGCCCGAUCCGCAUUCUACUUUGAACGAUCCGCAAAGGUCGACGGAGGUUGUGUAGUGGGAAUGUGUAUGUUCGGUAUGGCUUUGCGCGAAGGUUGGGGUGCACGAAAAGAUCCAGUGAAAGGUUUUUCUUGGAUUCAACGUGCAGCUGCCCGUGCUGGCGAGAUGAUGGCUAACACUACCACACCUAAGACCGAGUCAGAGUUGAAAGCUAUCAAGAGCGAACUCAAGUUAAGUGUUUAUGAGUUGGGUAAAUGCUGGUGUUAUGGAUGGGGUGUCAAGAUGGACAAGCAUAUGGCCUUGGAGUAUUUUGAAUUGGCGGCAAAGUUGGGCGAUGCUGAUGCUCAGGCAGAGGCAGGGGCGCUGUAUGCGGCUGGGAAGGGAUGUAAGAAGGAUUUGAAGAAGGCUGCGAUGUAUUAUAGAAUGGCGGAGGAAGGUGGGUAUGAUACUGUUGGGUUGAGUUGGAUUCAUAAAGACAAGUACAAGUAG
Ustilago hordei is the source of this 2841-nucleotide messenger RNA. RefSeq lists its product as uncharacterized. Gene Ontology annotation, molecular function: protein binding. The coding region runs from base 1 to 2841 and encodes 946 amino acids. The transcript has a single exon. Lineage: Eukaryota; Fungi; Basidiomycota; Ustilaginomycetes; Ustilaginales; Ustilaginaceae. The record is from RefSeq and is a predicted model, not a curated record.